Molecule: messenger RNA, 1593 nt
Organism: Kazachstania africana CBS 2517
Lineage: Eukaryota; Fungi; Ascomycota; Saccharomycetes; Saccharomycetales; Saccharomycetaceae
Gene: ELM1
Product: serine/threonine protein kinase ELM1
Exons: 1
Coding region: 1-1593 (530 amino acids)
Biological process (GO): autophagosome organization; peptidyl-serine phosphorylation; autophagy
Cellular component (GO): autophagosome; cytoplasm
Molecular function (GO): ATP binding; protein serine/threonine kinase activity
Source: RefSeq, a predicted model, not a curated record
AUGGAUCAAACGAAGUUUCCCUCGUUGCUGACAGAUCUUCGUUCUUCUAGCAAGGCUCCAAUAAGUCAAUCCACUUCUCUACCAUCACAAUGGAAAGCAAAUUAUACAUCAUUGAUAGAACAGCAUACAGAUCAAUUAAACAAUUUCAUAAGACCGCACGUUAAUAAGCUCGAUGAUACGAUAAGUCAGAACGUAAUAAAUUGCUACAAGAUUGGAUCUACCCUCGGGAGGGGUCAAUUUGGUAAGGUGUACAAAGGUGUUGACUUCCAUACGGGGAAAGUUGUCGCUAUAAAAAAGAUGAGUAAGAAACCCAUGACUUCAAAGCUUUAUUCGAUGAAUCAGAUAAUGAGGCAAAUACAGAUAUGGAAAGUACUGGGAAUGUAUGAUGACUUGAAUUCAGAGGAAGUUGUGAUGUUGAUGAACUUGUUCAGAAUAAGGUGGGAAGUUUUCGUUUUGAGUUGGUUGAAUUAUAAGAGGAAAUAUCAAAAAUGUGACUAUGUUUUGGAGUUGGUUGAAUGCUUGGACUCUGUAAAUAGCAUGAAUAUUUGGAUUGUGAAUGAGUGGAGCAAUUUAGGAGAAUUGCUGUGGAAAAGAGAGGACCGAAAUGUUGUCAUAACUCAAUGGGAAAAAAUAUGUGGGAUAGGAUGUAAUGUGUCAACAUUUGCUGAAAAAGUUUUGAAAGAUAUCGCUUCUGGCUUAAAAUUCUUAGAAUCCGUUGGUUGUAUUCAUAGAGAUAUAAAACCUUCCAAUAUUUUAGUAGAUGGGAAUAGGAAAAUGUUGAAAAUUUCAGAUUUUGGUUCAAGUUUAAUCGUGCCAGAAUUUUUACCAUUUAAAAUUGACGAAUCUCCAAGUGUUGUUACAAACUGCUUUCGAAACGAACUGAAUAAAAUAGUUGGUACGCCAGCUUUCAUUGCACCUGAGAUUUGUCAGUGUGUUGCGGAAUCUGAUUCAGAUACUUGUGCAAUUGAUGGGUUCAAGGCAGAUAUGUGGUCCCUUGGUGUGACUAUUUACUGUAUUCUAUACAAUGAACUUCCUUUUUAUGGGGAAAACGAAUUUGAUACGUACCAUAAGAUUACAAAUUCAGCGUUGAAAGAUAAAUUGAAUGGUGGCCAAUUGAACGAUUUGGUAAUUGGACGUCUGUUAGAGAAGAACCCAGUUGAAAGAAUAGGAAUAAUGGAACUAUCUAUAAUUUUGGGCCUUACAAUGGAGCCAUUCCAAAGAGAAAUGCCAAAGGUCCCUUUGAAAUCAGAAAAGGCUAAACCUUUCAGGACAAUAUUGAAGAAAAUCAUGUCUAUUGCAGGAACUAAAAGAAAAAGUAAAGCAAAGAUUGCAAAGCAGGAGGUUGUUUCUACGACAAAUAUAAAUACACUCACUGCGGGAUCUUUCUCAAGUGCAUCAUCGUCCAGUGAAUCCUCAUUGGAACAGCCCGUCCAAAUAACUGAAUUUUUGGACUCGUUGGGUUCCCAAGCUGAUGUCAACGAUAACACUUCGUACAUCGACUCGACCGCAAAAGCACAUCCGCAUGUAAAACUAACGUCAUCUAGAAACAUUGUAAAUUUUAAAACAUAUAUUCAGGAUAGAGAAGGAAAUUAG